This is a messenger RNA of Pararge aegeria (speckled wood butterfly), 2238 nucleotides long. Its product is annotated as DNA N6-methyl adenine demethylase-like. The coding region runs from base 877 to 2238 and encodes 453 amino acids. The record is from RefSeq and is a predicted model, not a curated record. Lineage: Eukaryota; Metazoa; Arthropoda; Insecta; Lepidoptera; Nymphalidae. Gene Ontology annotation, molecular function: methyl-CpG binding; zinc ion binding. The transcript has 4 exons. Gene Ontology annotation, cellular component: nucleus.
UACUAACGCGAUCGCGAACGCAUCCCUUUUUGUUUAUUUUUCGCGCGCGUCCUUCGGGCCGCUCUGUAUUUCUGAGCCGCGAGACGAAGAAAAAAAGGAGGCGGAUGGAUCAAGCGACCGGAGAAGAUUGGUGCAGGCCGCACGGAUAACACCGGCCAGCCUCCCCCACCGCCACAAGCUACUACUAUUGAACAAAAUUAACCAAAAGCCACAAAAGCCUCAAACCAAAGCCUCCAGUCAUAUCUUUCGUUUCAAAAAUUUAAUAUAAGCACUAUUUUUUAAAACCUUUUUAACGAUUAACUUUACGCAAAUAGUAUACGCUAACUCCCAAACAGUACAAAUUAAUUUAAGUCUGAAUCGAUCGGUAUUUACAAUAAAAAAAGAAGCCUUGAAGAAAAGAAAAAAAUUUAAAAAGUAUCUAUCAACGACCAGUAUUUUAACGUUCCAAAAUAACAUAAAUCGUUUAACGACUGCACAAAAUAUUUUAUUGAUAGUUAACGAUUAAAAACAAAAAAAAAAACGAACCAAUUCCUCGAGCAUUUUCUAAAAAAAAGUCAGCCAAAGAUUUUUAUAAACUGUAGAAUUUAAGACUAAGUUAAUCGCCUGUUGUUAAGUACUUUUUACAUUAUUUAUUUCAUAGUGACAAAUCGAAGAUAUUGUGAUUAGUGUAGUGUCAACCGGUGUGCCGUAUAAUCGUAACGUAAGUGCUAUUUAGUAUAACGCGGACAAACGAAACCAGUUCAAAGAGUACAAAUUAUCAAGUUCCAGUUGAGUUCCGAGUGUUCAGUACAACGUAAAUAGACUUAGUAGAGCUUAUAUUUGUUAAGGAUAACAGUGAGUAAGAGACGCGAUGAAGUUGCGUCGAGGCAACACGUCAUGAGCGAAGCGCUCGGGAGCGAGGCGGGCGCGGAUAAUCCGCAUUUGCCGCCCUUCUCCACGUUCGUGGGCGAUAUGGAAAACGAGCAGCGCAUCCUCACGGCCGACGCGCGCCUGCUCGACCCGGCCUGGGAGUACUACGAGCGCACCGGCGACACGGUCUCCGUGAUCGCCAGCCAGCCGCAGUACCGCCCGUGGGAAUCCAUGCCUAUCACGGUCAACUCCAAGGAUGCAAUACUGAGGGCUGGGUUCUCAUCUCCCCUCGAGUAUCAGUCGAUCACGCUACAGCCCAUACCGAACAAGCUACCGUCCUUUCAGAGCCAGUUCCAAACAUUUCCAGAAACCACAGUCAUACCUGAAACGGGGCUGCCGAGUGUGACGCCAGUACCUGUCACGAGCAGCCCCACACCCAGCGCGAGCCCUAGUCACUUAACCCAGCUCACGCAACUCACGCCAUCGUCUCCAGCCCACCUAACCACAUUAGCCCAAGUGACACCAUUGUCAACAACUUUGACGACUCUGUCACCAGUAAACGCAACAACAUUCCAUACUUUAACCGCAGUAAACGCACGAAGUUAUCCCAUAGUUCCAGCGCCCUUACAAGCGAGAGAACUAGCACCAGCCGGCCAGGCUUACAUAGAUGACCGGCAUAUACAGCUGUACCAGCCAAAUAUCGCGACAAUAAACGCAUUCCCCACACAAAAUGGCAUCCUACAUCAAAAUGGGACGUUGCUUCACCAAAACGGAAGUUUAAUACAGAAUAUACAAAGUCCGACAGUAGUUCACGUGUUAAAAAACGAGCCUUUUGACGUGAAGGCUUUGCAAGACAAAUAUACGCCGAAUGGAUUACAUCACCCCAAUUUCCAAAAUCACAUGUUGAUCGACAAUGGGUAUGAUAAGAAAAGCAACGGGUUCGGUAGUGCAUCAUCGCCGACCCGGUCAGAUUUCCGGAAAAAGGAGCGACGGAAAAUGCGUGCAAAUAGUUCGGAGUCUGAUGGAUCCAAUAUGGAAGUAGGGUCGGAGAGUAGUGGCCAGGUCGCAGCCGUGUCGUCGACUGCUGGGUUUAAGUCUCCGAUGCACGGCGCGCUGCCCAUGGCCACUGGACCGAUGGAGCUAGACGACAUUUCCAGUGAAAAACAGACUAAGAAGAAGAGAAAACGAUGCGGCGAAUGCAUAGGCUGCCAAAGAAAAGACAACUGCGGCGACUGCGCGCCGUGCCGGAACGACAAAUCGCAUCAGAUAUGUAAGCAGAGAAGAUGUGAGAAGUUAACGGAGAAGAAGACAACAUCCAGGCAACUUAAGAAAAUUAAAGAAUUUAAGAGACUUCAAAAAGGAAAGAGGAAAAACUUAGGGUCCGUUUAG